AUGAAGACUCGGCCAGUACUGAGUGUAGUUGCAUCAGACCACGAUCUUGACUACAAACACGACUAUGAAGAUAAGUUUGAAGCUUCGUGUGACAUCGGGGAGACGACUCUGUACAAAGCGGGUCUCCGGAUCAACAGCUCCGGUGUCACGUUUGCGGACGACAAAGCAGGACACAAGGAGGAGGACGAUGAAGUUGACGAGUGCGUUGUGGAGUCACGAAAGCUCGUGGCACUGGACAAACUGGUGACCAUCAGUAUGAUCGGUAGAGGCAGCUCUGGGCAAGUGUUCAAAGCUCGGCACUGUGAAUCGAACGCUCUGUACGCAGUCAAAGUGGUCACCAACGUGUUCGACAAGCCGAGACGCGACCAGUUGCUGACCGAGAUCCGUACGUUGUAUGGUAUCGAGAGUGAACAUCUCGUGGGGUUCUACGGCGCAUACUUCCAGGACCACGCGUUAAGUAUCGUACUCGAAUUCUGUGCCUUGGGGUCACUAGAUCAACUGCUUGCAAAGUUGCCGAAAGAUGACGAUGUGGUACCUGAACGAGUUAUUGCUGCCAUCGCUAUGCAGAUAUUGACUGGACUCGCACACCUCCAGCUUGUUCGCCAUGUUCAUCGCGAUAUCAAACCUCAAAACAUUCUCGUUCAGCAGGACGGAGCUGUGAAGCUCACGGACUUUGGACUUGCUCGUGAACUAAGUUCGUCCACCAGUAUGGCACAAACUUUCGUGGGAACAUUCAAGUACAUGGCACCGGAGCGUGUACAGAACGAACCCUACGACUACAAGUCUGACAUUUGGAGCCUUGGUCUUGUGCUCAUCGAGUGCGCGACACAAACCUUCCCGUACGCGAAUGCACGGAGCUACAUCGACGUUGUCCAGAGUAUAGUUGAAAGUCCAGAACCUAGCUUGCCAGAGGAUGAUGCUAACGGAAAGCCAUUCACCCCCGAGUUUCACGACUUCAUCGGUCGGUGUCUGAAGAAAGAGCCUUCCGAGCGUGCGUCAGUAGAGGAACUCCUCGACUCCCCGUGGCUUCAGCUUCAUAGCGCUACGAGCACUGAACGUUCAAUUCGUCGCACUGAACGUUCAAUUCGUCGGUGUGCUACGUGGCUUCAGCAACUUCAUCUUGUCAACGAGGAGGCAUCUGAAGCAAAGGAAUUGUGUCACGAGGAACAAGACGCUAAGGAGCUCAAGGCGAAGCAACAUGACGACGAAGAAGAAAUUGAAGAAGCCAUCGAGGUGGGCCAGGAUUAA
Molecule: messenger RNA, 1248 nt
Organism: Phytophthora nicotianae INRA-310
Lineage: Eukaryota; Oomycota; Peronosporomycetes; Peronosporales; Peronosporaceae
Product: STE/STE7 protein kinase
Exons: 5
Coding region: 1-1248 (415 amino acids)
Biological process (GO): MAPK cascade; protein phosphorylation
Molecular function (GO): ATP binding; MAP kinase kinase activity
Source: RefSeq, a predicted model, not a curated record